Hemibagrus wyckioides is the source of this 1358-nucleotide messenger RNA. It is a transcript of the gene srsf6b, whose product is annotated as serine and arginine rich splicing factor 6b. NCBI's taxonomy places the organism in Eukaryota, Metazoa, Chordata, Actinopteri, Siluriformes, Bagridae. Gene Ontology annotation, biological process: mRNA splice site recognition; alternative mRNA splicing, via spliceosome. Bases 121 to 1188 code for a protein of 355 amino acids. The record is from RefSeq and is a predicted model, not a curated record. Gene Ontology annotation, cellular component: nucleus; ribonucleoprotein complex; cytoplasm. The transcript is spliced from 6 exons. Gene Ontology annotation, molecular function: mRNA binding.
UGAGGGGGGAUCCGUUUUAUCCUCACUUAGGUGGUGGAGAACGUCGUUGUAUUAAAGGCUAGAGCAGUAGAGCUUGUUGGGUUUUUUGUUUGCUUUUUGGGCUAAAAGUAAAGUUUGAGAAUGCCUCGUGUAUACGUAGGCAGGCUGAGCUAUCAUGUCCGUGAAAAGGACAUCCAGAGGUUUUUCAGCGGCUAUGGAAAGCUGUUGGAGAUUGAUUUGAAGAACGGGUACGGGUUUGUGGAGUUCGAGGACACCCGUGAUGCCGACGACGCUGUGUAUGAGCUGAAUGGCAAGGAGCUGUGUGGAGAGCGCGUGGUCGUCGAGCAUGCCCGGGGACCUCGCCGGGACCGCGAUGGAUAUGGUGGGGGUUCUUGGGGUUCUGGGCGCAGUAGUAGUGGUUACAGCAGCCGAAGCCGCUCCGGCAGAGACAAAUACGGACCGCCCGUCCGCACGGAGUAUCGGCUCAUCGUGGAAAACUUGUCCAGUCGAUGCAGCUGGCAGGACCUCAAGGACUUCAUGCGCCAGGCCGGUGAGGUGACCUAUGCCGACGCCCACAAGGAACGGACAAACGAAGGUGUGAUUGAGUUCCGCUCCUACUCCGACAUGAAGAGGGCCCUCGACAAGCUGGACGGCACCGACAUCAACGGAAGGAAAAUCCGUCUGGUGGAGGAUAAACCCAAACGGCGUCGCUCGUAUUCUGGCAGCAGGUCCAGGUCCCGCAGCCGACGCCGCUCUCGCAGCAGAAGCCGUAGGAGCAGGAGCUCACGAAGCCGAUCAAGGUCUCGCUCUCGCUCUCGUUCCCACAGCAAGCGCCGCUCCCACUCCAGAUCCAAGAGAAAGUCCCGCUCCAAGUCUCCAGCAAAAUCCCGCUCCAAGAAGUCCCGCUCUCGUUCUCGCUCCCGGAAGUCCCACAGUCGCUCUGCGAGCCGGAAAUCGCGCUCCAAGAGCCAUUCGAAACCCCGGUCUGAGCGUGGGUCUCGCAGCCGUUCCAAGGAGAAGUCUGUGAGCAAGAAAUCACGCAGCCGCUCGGCCUCACCAAUGGAGAACGGCGACAAGAAAUCUGUCUCUCGCUCUCCUUCUCCGCACGAGGAUCGCCACCGUUCCAAGUCGCCCUCAAAGCGUUCUCCGUCUCGCUCUCCGUCCCGGUCCAAAUCUCGCUCACGCUCCAGAUCUGCCUCGCAGGACUGAGGCUGGAAUCCUGUUUUGUAGCUCUGAAAGGCAGCACUUCAUACAAGAGUGCAUCACAUUUAAAUCAGUUCAUACACGUUUGUGAUAUUGCAUGAGAACUAAAGGGCUGAACUGUAAAUAUCAAAUGGGUACCAGAUUUGUAAAUGAAUCCUCAGUAGACUUUUUUUUUU